UCGCGAGUCAGCCGCCGUGCGCUGCGAUCGCGUGUACCAGAGACCCUUUGAACUAACUCGAGCCAUGUGUGAUGUUUUCAUCGCAGAGGGUGACUUUCGUCUAGGUUUCGUCCGCGACAUUUAUUUGUAUGAAUGAAUAAAUUUUGCAAAUAAUAUAUUCUGACGAGUCGUUUAGCUGACUGUAUAGGGGGACAGCUUUCGCCUAGUGUCUACUUUUCUGGUAAGCUCGUGGCCGUUGACAUUGCAGCGUGCGGAUCCCGCAGUGCGUGAGUGUGUGAUUAGCGAACAUAAUAAACGAAGAGAUCAGCUGAGUCGCGUAAACAUUUUUAAUUAGACAAUUAACGAUGUCAUAGACUAGAUGUACCGAAGCACAUAAAUACCGGUCCUGCAAGACUUCAAACAUGCGGCGUUUAUUGCUCCUGUUCCUACUUACAGGAACGGGAUUAGCUGUCGAAGUUCAUUUUGAAAAUAAAGACAGCGGGUUCUUUUUGAAACACACUCCAAGAUGGAACGGUGCCGGUCCCCCGCCUGAACCAAUAGGGACGGCUUUACCGGGGGCUUUGCUGUCUCUAGAUCGAUUCACGAUUUUACAAGGCUCAGCGCCGGCUUCAGUCCGAGCUACAUACGGUCCUUUUUCCACAAAACAAACUGUUCCUGCGCGUUAUGCAGUACCCGAUCCAUUGGAGCCACCGAAAAGGAAUGCAAGUUUGAUUGAAUUACAGGAAGCGACCGCGCACAGGCUGGAUGUUUCGGCUCAUUUAGUCUUCCGAGAACUGCCCCGAGACUCGCCUGUACUACGUGUACUGUUUCACACAGGGGGGGAAGGUGCACGAAGAGCAGCAUCUAGACCUCGACGUGUUUGCAUAACAUUGCAUGCGAGUCUUGGAUCGAAAUCGUUAACGGCCACAUGUGGUCCAGAAGGCGAAGAGGGGGCUUGCUUGGCUGAAUUAACAGUUCCUGCAGCGUGGUGGCCAGCUGACGGUAAAGGAAAAAGACCACCAAGAACUGUUAGGUUAGCUUACAGUGCCACAGAAGCUGGCAAUGGUGAAUCCGGAGAGGAUACGUGCGGUCGGGUCUCAGUACAACCAGCCUGGCCAUUGGGAUCCGUGAUUCUUGCGGGUGCAAGAGCAGGUUAUAGAGAAGCAAGAGCCGGCGAUGCAGCCCUCCUUCUACCACGAGCACCUCUGUAUCCGCAUUCUAGAAUACAUUUACCUUUUGUUGUUCGUCGUGACAGUUCUCACAAUAUAGGACACGUUGCCAUCAGAAUGAAAGUCAAGUCGGGAUUGAGGCUGCUAAGUGUUACGGCUGCCAACUCGCGCUGGGCUGUCACUUCAGAAGUAAAGAUGCGCUCUGCGACUGUCACAGCUACAAGAUUGGAGCAGCCACUGCGGGAUGAUGACGAUAUUGACUUUGAUGAAGAAGAAACUAUUGGAGCCGGAGGUCCUGGUUGGGAAGAAGUACUUACUUGGCUGGUGGAAGUUGGGCCUGAAGGUGAAGGUGACGCUGAGGGGUCCGAAGGCGAAUCUGGAAGGGGUACAGCACGUUUGAGCUGGUCAGCCAAAGUUUCUCCAAUAAUAUCUUCGUCUUCAACCACUGCUGAACCACCUCACGAACGGGUUAAUACACGUCUGGAUAUUGAAAAAGAUGAUAUACAAGCUGUUUUGCCGAUCUCAAAGAAUUGGGAAGUACUGAAUACAGCCGUAUUGACUGGACGUCAAGUGUCACAGUCAAUGAAGGUGCUCAUAGUCUCUCAAGCGGGACAAGUGGCUGACGUCACAUUACAGAGCUCCUGUCAUUCGGAAGACGAGAGUGUUCUCAAGGUGUCAUCGUCGUGCAGCUCUGUCUAUGUAGAUGGCUCCGAAAUCCGUGGCUCAUCGAACGCGUCCGUGAUAGUGAAAUACGGAACGUACACCGGCCUGGCAAGGUUCACUGUUUGGAUGCCUGAGAAUCCUCUAGAAAUUGACGUGGAUGACAACAGAUUAUCCCAAAUUAAAGGUUGGAAGGUGUCUGACGAUGCAAGUUCAAAAGACAGACAGCGACGAUCAUUGUCGGCUCGAGGCUGGGGCGGAUCUAGAUCUGACGGCACUAACUCUUUGACGGAUCAACGCUCUUGUCGAUUGAGAUAUCAGCAGAGCAACGUAGAGGUGUACGCUCGUUUUCUUGCAAAAGAUCACGACUCUGGAAGGGUGUCGUAUUUCGUGUCUCGCCGAACUUGGCUUAAAGUUACCGAGCUCGUGAUGUCGUUGAUGCGUGUCGCCGACUUGCGCAUCGCAACGUUAAGAGGGAAACUUCUUCAGGGCCGGAGUACCGGCAGAACAGAGGUUCAAGUCUUAUCCCCUAUAACUGGUCGUGUUAUCGGCGUCCGUGAAGUCCGUGUUGGUAACGACAAAGUAUCGAUCUCAAGGUUACUUGUUCGUGUGAUAUCUGGCCUUCAACUUAACAUCUCUCCGGACUCGGCUAUAGAAAAUGGAUAUGUUUCCGAAACGACAGUCACGAGACGAUUAACAGCACAAUAUCAGGAAGGUCUAUUGGACAUUGAUAUCGAGUAUUCGGAUGGAAGUCACACCCCACUUCGCGAUGUGGCCGUAUCUGACUACUUUUUACUAGUCGAGAGCCUAGAUCCCGAAGUUGUGGCAUUUGCGCCAAUGUUGGCUUCCAAGCACCCACGUGUGAUUGCUGUUGGUGAAGGCAGCGGUGAGCUUCUUCGUGUGACUUUGUUAACGCCUGAACAAUGUCGUUCCGGACCAAUACGACGGGUUGCGCUUCCCGGGAAAGGUGACGCAAAGACUCCGGCUAACAUUAAAAACAUUCCUGGGGCAUUGGCCACGGCGGCUGCGAGCGUAGAUGUCGACUUCAGCGGGGGAGAUGCACCACAGAGACCGGAUACGCCGCAGAACGAUGAUAUUAUGGCCAGAGGAGGACUUCGAAGUGGAUUGUCGGACCUUAGUGACGUGUUGAAGGGUAUAUCGCCGUUCAAAGACGAAAACAACCAUGAGCCGACAGUGCAGGCGCAACAUUACAAUUCGAUCUUCCGAAGCAACCCCGCGCAGCACCCCCGACAACAUCAGUCAACCGUCAUGACGCCGGUUGAAAUAGGAAUGUACGUUCUCCUUGGUGCUUUCUGCUUCGCGAUAGUAGUAUUCGUCGUAUCAUGUGUGGUGUACGCUUCUCGUCUGAAGCCGGCCGGACCAGAAGGAGGCACGGGUAUGUGCCGCAAGAUACCGGCACUAGCUGAAGGGGGGCGGUUGCAGGUCGCAGGACUAGUGGGAACUACGCUCGGACUGGCCAGGGACAAGCCCACAAGGGAAUCCACAACAAACGCUCAUGAUUGGGUUUGGCUAGGCAGAGCAACGAUGGAGAGAAGUGGCAAUCGUCAUCAAGCCAACCGCAAUUCCACGCAGGUUCCGGACAACGGCAACCAAGAGAUCAGGAUCACUGCUAAUCCUCUAAACUACAACUACGUUGAUCCCGAUGACGCGAUACGAGAUAACGGCAACGUUAUGGUCACAAGUUUCGACAAUCCAAACUCAAUUGAGUUGCCAUCGCAAAACGACACGAGAGUUAUCGAUUCCACGACUUACUGUAAGAAACCGGCUCGGCACACCCGUCAAUCGUCUGGAGAUGGACAUUGGCAGUCGGAGCCCAACAAUCCGGACGACUACCGACCGCCGGUGCCGCCACACCGACACUCCUCUACCAUUCAACAGUCGCAGUUGCCCGUACCCCCACGAAAUCCGAACAAAAUUUUGCCCGAAGCGGUUAUGCCACCAGCUAGACGAAGCCACUCAAGAAAUCACAAAAAAUACGAACGCGAACACGAACCCACGAAGAGAUCCCCGGAAAACGCCCGCCGCUCAGACCGAAUUAUUGAUCUAAACAAAACGGACGCACCAUACGUAACGAGCAGAGAUAUAAGCCAGUAUAAACGUGAUUCGGAUCCGAUGCAAAACUUAAAUGACUUUGAUGAUAACCCGGUUGAGAAACUCACGAACAAGGACGAUUGCGCUCGCCUGUUUGAAUUUGACAACGACGCUCCUCUGAUCAUGGAGAACAAGGACUACAGAGAGAUAGUGGGACUGAACAGAGGUACCGACGAUUCCCGACGAACAUUCGCGAAGCCAGAAAGCCCUGAUUACAUGCACGACUCUGGAAUAGGCCUACCGGACAUGCAGAUUCGUUAUAAGAACAAAGCCAAGGAACCCAAAGGAGAUUUUGUCGAGUCUGCAAACCAAAACAAACAUCGUUUCCAAUACGUGAAGAAUAAAUUUUUCGAUUUUAGCAAGCAGCUCUCCCGAAGUGAAACGCGCCACUAUAGUAGGCAACCCGAUGUUCUCACGCGAGGAGCGCCGCGACCCCCCCGCGGAGGCCCUGGGACUCGACGACCUCCACAUGGAUUACGAUCAGAUCAUGCACUAUUUCCACAACCUCAAGGUAUAAAAAGCCUCACACCGUCCCUCCACGCUUCUAGUGUAGAUGUUGCUGUGUCGCUUGCAUCGAUGUCACCGAUAAUCACGGCGCAGUUCUAACACGAUUUAAUAUAUUUUAUAUCUUCGAUGUUUACUCUCUUAUGAAUAAUACAGCCUGAAAUUUUGAUGCAUUUAAUAUAUUAAAAAAAAAAAAAAAAACUUUUUGAUUUUAGUAUGUAAUGUUUUAUAAAAUGUAAUUUGUAAAUUUUAUACGAAUAUAUAUAUACAUAGAUUAUCGUAAACGCCGAACAGUAUUAUUAUGUAUCGCGAUCUAUUUAAAGUUAUAGAUAAGGUAUUUACAUCAUAAACGUUUCGCACUCCCGCAAAAUAUCUCGUAGGUCUCAGUCGAAUAGAUUUUCAACGCAGCAUCACUCUUCGUCACUUGUUUCUACAUACACAUGUACUCUUCAUACGAGUAGCGUGCAGCUAUUUCUUGAUCACUAGCAUAGAAAGUAGCGUCACGUUUUCUAGUUUAGAAAUCAUUGUUUUUGUAAACGGAUAUGCAGUCUGUCUCACGUAUUUAAAACUUUU
Bombyx mandarina (wild silkworm) is the source of this 4997-nucleotide messenger RNA. It is a transcript of the gene dtn, whose product is annotated as transmembrane protein 132C dtn. Lineage: Eukaryota; Metazoa; Arthropoda; Insecta; Lepidoptera; Bombycidae. The record is from RefSeq and is a predicted model, not a curated record.